Mesorhabditis spiculigera is the source of this 4308-nucleotide messenger RNA. NCBI's taxonomy places the organism in Eukaryota, Metazoa, Nematoda, Chromadorea, Rhabditida, Rhabditidae. The record is from the annotation of a GenBank genome assembly.
AUGCCAUCCACAACAAUACUGCUUGCAGUAUUGAGUCUACUUUUCCUAAAUGUGGACGCGGCGGACUCUGAGGGGAAAUCCUUCAUUUUCCUAUUUACGAGAAAUAGUGACCAAGCGAUGAACGGAAAUACAAGGAUAUGGGUCACCCUUAUCAACAAGGGGCCGAACCCAAUCUUCGUAACCCUGGAUUUUCCCACCUCACCGGCAAAUCCGAGUGUCGAACAGUGGACGAAUGCCAAUGUCACCGUUGGCGCCAGUGAUUAUGCAGAUGUUGAUCUACCCCCAGCUCUGGCCUGGGAGUACGCAAAUUCGGGAUUUGCAAAGAGCUAUGACACUCGAGUUUACAUCACGGCCAAUGAUACCAUUACUGUCCUUGCCAAUAAUCAGAAUAAUUUAACGAUGCAGACGGAUACUUUCUUGGUGAAUCCAAAGGAAUUCGUGACCAACCUGGCUGCCGGUACCUAUCGAUACGCUGUCGCAGCGCCCAAACCGACAAUUUCAAGCCAGUUCACGGUCUUCACUUUUAUUCCUCUAACCGGAGACUUUACUUUGACGUUGACGGUGGGAGGAGGACAAACAUUGACCCAGGAUCUGACAUUCACGCGCGGCCAAUGGCAAUAUUAUUACGGAACGAAUAGUUUCGAGACACACGACCCGGUCAUAUAUGCUAGCGGUAAUAAGCCCUUUGCUAUGGUUGUCUCGAUCUCAUGUGGCCCGACAGCUGAUCCGCUAAGAUGCGAUCAUUCUGCUUUCAUGCCACAACCCUUGACCAGCGAUUAUUUCGAUACGUAUCCUAUCCUCGAUGAUCGCCAUCUUACUGAUCUACUCUCCGCACAGAAGUUCUAUAUAGCCCCACCCCGGAGCGACGUCGCAAAGUUCAACGUCCUGGGAAAUGUGACUCAAAAUGGAACUAACGUUGGAAUUACAACUAUCCCGAUCGAUCCGUCGUCCGCGAACUCUUUCACUUUCCCGCAAUUUGAAUAUGGAGAUAUUGCCGAUCUCCAGAGCCAGAAUGCGCUUAUUCAAAUUACUCGAAUGGGUGGAGUGCCGUACGCGCGUACUGGGGGUGCCUUUUUGAACACGGUACCGGCUUGGUCACAAGCGUCUGGCGACCAAUUCUCCUUCGUCACGAGAUACCCCAGCGACAAAUUGAUGUGUUUCAUCAACUCAGCUGCGUUUGUUGGAGGCUCGUUAGAUGGGCAACUAUUGACCACCAUGACCAGGAUAGAUUUCAUCGAGGUUCGCAUCGGAACUCAACUUAUCUGGCUGUUCGUGACCCCGAUCAACACCCCGGGAUACCAUAAAUUUUCUCCCGCGACUGGAGUUACACUUUGUUAUGUGACCGGAAAUGCAAAUUCCGGAUCGGCUUAUGGAUACCUCGCGAACUUCAAUCGUGAGGCAGCAGUUAAAUUUGUUUGCCAACGUUUCUACAACUACUUCGACGACCACGACGACGACGACUUUUACUACUGCUACCACGACAUCAGGAACCGGUACACCGGCGACAACGACAACAGGCACGCCGGGAACAGGACCGACUCCAUCGACCAAUACCGCCUCUACAGCUACUGUUAUCACGGCCGCACCCAGUUCUGCUACAGCCACAGUUACAACCCCUACCGGAGCCACUGUCACCAUUGCCUCUACAACCGUUCGAGACGAGACCGGUGCGGCUGCGUCAAGAUGCUGCGGUUAGUGAUACUAUCAACAGCCGUCGUAGCAGCUGCUUACGCUGAGGAUCAAGCUGCGGCUCGCCCAAGAGAUUUAUUGCCAAAGGGCGUCCAACAGCCCUACAAGGAUACUUCCUUCCAAAUCGAUGCCCCUACCGCCGAUCGUUCGGUACGAAACUUGGACAUUUCCGAGCACCGUCAGAAGCGAUCAGCGGGCGAAAUCGUCGAAGGUCGCGCCCGUGGUGUGACAACUUUCAACAAGCGUCAAGCCUACGAUUUCCCUCCCCAACAACCAAUCUAUGUCCCGCCCAGCCGUCCCUUCACUCCGGUUCAAAAGCACAGACCUGCCGCUCCGCGAAGACCCGUCGGCCGAAGGCCCCACAAGCAAUAUAAGGCUCCCGGACAAUCGCCGAGUGCCGGUGUUGGUGGAGCCGGAGCUUCCGAUUACCCUGACAAUCCCCCAAAGCACGGCAAGCCCAAGCAGCCCAGUGAGGACGCCACCCGAUAUUAUUAUCCGCCCCGCUUCCCGCUCCCACUUUCCAAGUGCUUCCAUAACCCGACCGGGUACGUUUGCUGCAAUGCCGAAUUGAAUGAUAUGAUGGUCGGUACAUUCACUGACCUGGAGGCUAGACCGAAAUUCCAUACUUGCAACAUUCAGAAGUUGGCUAAUGAGCUUCAGGACCGUGCCCAAAAGCGCUUCAACGAGACCUUCGAGACCAUUGCUUCAUUUGAAGACUUUGCCCAGAAGAUUCAUUUCAAGGGAGACCUUGUCUGCAAAGUGGAGCUUGGCGGACGGUACAUGCUCGCCUACGCUUCCGUCCCAAAUCUAAGCGAAAACACUCUCCCUCCCGUCGAGGGUCCCAUUGAGGAGCACCACAUCUCCAGGAGGAGCGUCAUCCGUAUGUAUCCCAAGGCACCGAUGCCAAUCCGGAACCGUCGCAAUGUCCCGAAAAAACCUCAAACCUCCCUAAAUGGCAAUCCACUUGUCGGCAAUGGCAGAGCGCGCAAAGAAAACCGUUUCCUAAAGGCGCUCUACGAGAAAAACGGCUAUCCCUCCUACUCUCAAUCAAAGGAAACACAUUCCGAACCAGAUGUGCCCACCAAACUCCCUUUUCUGCCGGAACGGAAAAGCUAUGAGAAAAAUCACAUCAGAAGCAGAAGCGAGCCACGUGCCCUGGAUGAGCUCGAUCAGAUGGCCGACGUCGACGUGAAAUCCGUGGGCAAGAAAGUUGGCCUAGAGGUCUUCCGCGUGCACGAUUUCAAACUCGAGCCCGUACCCGAGAACCAGCAUGGCGUCUUCUUUGUCGGAGAUUCCUAUGUGGUGCUGAAGACAAAACGUGAAGACGAAUGGGAUCUGCAUUUCUGGCUCGGCAAGAACAGCUCAACGGUUUUUCCUGCCAAAUAUAUCGAUAAAGCUAUUAAGGAUGAGAUUGGAACCGCGGCGAUUAAGGCUGUGGAAAUCGAUCAAGCGUUGGGAGGUUUUCCGACUCAAUACCGCGAGAUUGAGGGCAACGAGUCUCCACUCUUCAUGUCCUAUUUCAAAAAUGGCAUUCGCUACCAAACGGGAGGCUACGAGAGUGGAUUCAACAACGUUGAGGAUGCGCUGAAGGAUUUCAAGCCUAGGCUUUUCCGCUGCAAGGGCAAGAGAAACGUCAGGUGUCAACAGGUUGAAUUCUCAAAGGAGUCGCUGAACCUUGGGGAUGUCUACAUCCUGGAUUUGGGUCGUGAUAUCUACGUUUGGAUGCCGCCGGAGGCUGGUCGUCUCGAGCGCAUCAGUGGAAUGCUCCGUGCCAAGAAUAUUUCCCUUCACGAGCGUUUCGGUGAAGCUAAGGUCCAUAUUCUUGAUGACGAAUGGAAGACCAGCGUGGAGUUCUGGAAACAUUUUGGUGGAAAAGAAGUGAUCGGCUCGAUUGCCAAGGCUGUGAAUGAUGAUGAGGGCUUCUGGGCCAAUAUCAAGGACCAAGUCACCUUGUGGAAGGUGUCCGAUGAAUCUGGCGAAGUUAAGGUGGAAUGGGUUGCUAUGGGUGAUGAUGUUACACACGAGAAGUUGAACACAAAUGAUGCCUACGUUCUGGACGCAUGCACAGGCGGUAUCUUCGUCUGGAUCGGAAAAGGUUGCUCAAUGGAUGAACGCGGAAAAGCAAUGCAUUGGGGCCAGUCUUACCUCGCCCAGCAGAAACUUCCGGGAAACACACAAAUCACUCGUGUGCUUGAAUCAACCGAGCCGGGCAUGUUUAUCCAGUGGUUCUCGAAGUGGAACGAUCAGAAGAAGAAGAACCAAUUUGAGCCUAAGCUUUACCAGGUAUCUGACGCUUCUGGCAAGCUCGUAUGCGAGGAAAUUGCUCAAUUCCAACAAGAGGACCUUGAUGGUGAUGAUGUUAUGAUUCUGGAUGCACUCCACGCCAUCUACGUCUGGGUCGGAAUCGGAGCCACCCCAAAUGAGAAGAAGCAGGCUACGGAAAUUGCCAAGAAAUUCUUGGAGCAAAGCAAGCUGCCGCGUCAAAAGGGCACGGCUAUCGCCACCAUCUACCAGUCAAAGGAGACGCCGAUGUUCAAGAAGUUCUUCGACACAUGGGAUGACGACAUGUUCAAGCUGGAUUCCCGCUCGGUGGCCAGCAUGAGGAAGCUGAUCUUUACC